AUGGCUAGCAUCAUUGCAUGUGUGGGUAACAGCCAGAGGCAAAACACACCCUGGCCACCUUGGGCCCAUUCAAUUUUGAGGUCUCUGGGGAGGAGUCUUGGUCCUUUAAGUGUCAACAUGGCAGAAAGAAAUGUGAAAUUGUUCUCAGGGAGAGUGGUGCCAGCCCAAGGGGAAGAAACCUUUGAAAUGAUCCAAGUCAAUGGGGUCCUGCCCAAUUGGAGUAUGUCUGAGGAGGAAAAGCUCAAGUGCUUGAUGAAAACCUUUAGGGGCCCUGCCAGGGAGGUCAUGCGUUUGCUCCAGGCUGCCAACCCCAAUCUAAGAGUGGCUGAUUUCUUGUGGGCAAUGAAAUUGGUGUUUGGGGAGUCUGAAAGCAGUGUCGCUGCCCAUGGUAAAUUUUUUAACACUCUGUAGGCACAAGAGAAAGCCUCCCUUUAUGUGAUUCUUUUAGAAGUGCAGCUUCAGAAUGCUAUUCACGCAGGGAUCAUAGCUCAGAAAGAUGCAAACAAGACUUGCCUGCACCAGCUCCUUUUAGGAGCUGAGCUGAAUAUGGACCUGCAUUUUAAGCUGAAACAUCUUCUUAGGAUGUAUGCAAAUGAUCAAGAGCAUCGUCCUAAUUUUUUGGAGUUAAUCAAGAUGAUAAGGGAGGAAGGGGAUUGGAAUGACACUUUUAUGAAACCGAAGAGACUCAAAAGGUCUGGGCUAAUCUUGGAGAGGGCAGCAAGCCACAUGGCAUUUCAGGGCCCUCAGCCAAUAGCAAUCAGCAAUGAUGACUGCAAUGUGAUAGAGGUAGAUGAUACUCUUGAUGACUCAAAUGAGGAUGUGAUCCUAGUUGAGUCUCAGGACCCUCCACGUACAUCCAUGGAUGUCCCUCCUCUCAGAGGCAGGACCAGAUGUCUGGAUCAAAUAGUGGUUAUUGAUUCUUCCAGCAGUUCUGUGGCUCAAUCUCUUUCUACCAGUGGGGGUUCUGGGUAUAAGAAUGAUGGUCCUGGGGAUAUGCGUAGAGCCAGGAAGCGAAAAUACACAGUCUUCUGUUCGUAUUGUGGUGAGGAGGGCCACUCAAAGGAAACCUGUGACAGUGAGAGCAACAAGGCUGAGGUGUUUGAGAAUCUGAUCAUCAUUCUGCAGGAGCUGACACAUACAGAAAAGGAGAGGUCAAAGGAAGUCCCUAGCAGACACAAUGACCUCUCUGGGCCUCUAGAUGCUUUCUUCUGCCUCCGCCUGGCUCCUCAAAGUCAACAGCCAUUGUUUGCCUUUGAAUGGACUGAGUCCAUUACAGGGCGCCAGCUGCAGCUGACCCGGACACAACUUCCCCAAGGCUUCAAGAACUUGCCCACUCUUUUUGGGGAAGUACUAGCUGCCGACCUCAUCGACUUUCUGAGGGAAAUCACAGGGUGUGUCCUCCUCCAAUAUGUAGACGACCCCCUCCUUGCCAGCGACACCCAAGAAAACUGUAUGAAAGGUACCAAGGCCCUCCUGCAGCUCCUAUCCUACUUGGGAGUUAAGAAGGCCAACUCAGAAGAACCCACAACCUGGCAAAGUGAUCCAGAUCCAGUCAACCUGCUUAAACUGACCCUCAAAAAGACACUGGCCCCUGAGACCUUCAGUCCUACUCCUGCCACACCCCAGAAACUGGCUGGCCUGUGCGGCAGAAGCUUGAAGAAUCAAUCCCUGGGUGAGAAAACGGAGGUGGUUGGCCUGAAGUGCCGGGCCUUUCCAGCUCCUGGAAUCCCUGAUUCCACGCGUCGAGGGCGGGUGGGCGGAGGUUCAGUUCCUCCUCCGCUCCAGCAGGGGGCGCAGGAAGCGACUUCCCGCCGCCCUUCUCUUCCCGGCGGGCGCCAGGCGGAUAGCAGGAGUAGCGAGCUGCGAGCGCAGUGGGCGGGACGUUCGGCGGUGGCUCUGUGCUGCGCUGCGCUUACUGGGCUGGGCCGGGCAACGGCGGUGACGGAGACGGCUGUAGAGGCCGAGGCGCUGACCGGGUCGUCAGCCGCCUGCUGUGGUCUCUAG
Messenger RNA from Puma concolor (puma), 2004 nucleotides. NCBI's taxonomy places the organism in Eukaryota, Metazoa, Chordata, Mammalia, Carnivora, Felidae. The record is from RefSeq and is a predicted model, not a curated record.